This is a messenger RNA of Symbiodinium sp. CCMP2592, 1005 nucleotides long. The record is from the annotation of a GenBank genome assembly. Lineage: Eukaryota; Dinophyceae; Suessiales; Symbiodiniaceae.
AUGGUUGUGAUGGUCACGACGUUCUGUCGGAGGUCUUGGGGCCGCGAGAGAGUCGGUAGCAAUCUCCUCCCUGCUGUCAAGACCAAGGCAGCUUUCCAGCGCAAAACGCAGGAGCUUGGUACGCUUGCCAGCUACCUUUGUGUCUUCUUUCCCCUUAGGAUUAUGGCUCAAGACUGCUGCCGAACGCGAGUAGUCGGCGGUCGCAGCCCAAUGAAGUGGCCGCAAUGGGCAGUCGCACUGCUGCUGCCCUGCAGACCUGUCUCAGCUGCACUUAAAAGCAGGACUCCUGCGCCGCCUGGUUUGGACAGUGCGUUGGCUUGGAAGGAGUUCACGGAUCCGUCUGGACAGCACUUUCAGCUGAAUGUGCUGACGGGCGAAGCACAAUGGGACUUGAACCGAGCACACAAAGAGACGGAGCCAGACAGCGAAAUCGGAGCUGCUGAAAAAUCGGUUGCAGCUGCACGAGCGAAGCCCGCAGAAAGUGCAUCUUCAAAGCCAGUGACUCAACAAGCACAGAUGCCAGACCCAGCUGCGAUGCAUGGUUGGUUGGAUAGCUGGCUGGGAUGGGGGGAGACCGUGGCGGAUCCGGCAUCACAAGAGGUACGUGCUGAUGUGGCAAAGGAUCUUGGGCUUCCGGCACCGCCUUCUGAGGCUCAUGGGCUUCGGAGGCACACUGUCGAGGCAGUCCGCACGAAGCCCACAGCGGAAUCACCCAGGGCAGGUCAGGUUCACGCAGCCGGUGCAUACGCCAACAGUGGCACAGCAGGGGGCGUGCGUCAGAGGCGUGAACCUCAAAGAGAGACCCGAAUCGCCAUGGCCGAUGAACCACCCACAGUCGUGACUGAUGCAGCUGCUGAGGAGAUGUUGGCAAACAUUGGCAGAAUCCAGCCAGACCUGGAGCAGGAAGCGAUCCGGGACAGCGAGGACGAGCUGAUGCUUGAGGAGGUGGCUCGAGUGCUUCACGACCUGGAAGCCUCACAGGAGAAGCUGCUGAACCGCCGAUGA